Messenger RNA from Dermacentor andersoni, 7995 nucleotides. Its product is annotated as adenosylhomocysteinase-like 1. Gene Ontology annotation, biological process: L-methionine cycle. The record is from RefSeq and is a predicted model, not a curated record. Lineage: Eukaryota; Metazoa; Arthropoda; Arachnida; Ixodida; Ixodidae. Gene Ontology annotation, cellular component: cytosol.
GUUCCUUUAGCGCGCCGGCGCUUGGGCCUCAAGUUGAAGUGGGUGCAAGUGGAAUCGAUGAGCUGUUUCUCUUAAUCCCAACUUCCGAAUCUCGGAGGCACGUCGGGCCGGGGUGCUUGUGGUGCGACUGUACGUAACCUGGCCGUGUCAUCCGUUCUUGUCGCUUGUGGCGGCCAGUGAUUUGCGAGUGCAUCGGACGCCCAGUCGACUGCUCGCCGGACUCGGUCACCAAGUGUCCCGAAGUUCGCUCUGCGUCGACGCUUUAGGAAUUCGCUGGCGCGACAAAUGCUGCGACCUUGUUCGACGCUUCUUGCCUGGCAAUCCGUUUUCCGGUGGGAUCCGUACAGCCGCUCGUCAACGAGCUCGCGGAAGGAAUCGUCGGUGGACAUUUGACAGUUCGACAUCUUUAGACCACAGCUAGUCCAGUAUUAUUUUUGGCUUCAGAUAUUCCAAGUACUGACAAGUCUGAAGCUUCGCGCGGUAGGAUAUCCCGUGUUCUUCAAGAAGUAACCCGCAUACGGCUAGCAGCUGCCUUUCCACGAUACUUGAGGACACGCCUAUAAGUCUGAGUGACUUAUCGUUGCAGAAUCAGCGGAUGGUGGGACUGCCGGUUCCUUCUCAGCUAUGAACGUCAAUGUGUCUUUGGGCUGAACGGGUGCGUGCGUAUGUGUGGGACCGAAUAUAGCGGUCAGUGACCUCAGCGGUGUGCCACUGUACGCGCUUCGAGUGAAACCUCUGCCCGAAGGCGUCAGCACCAGGACGUGAUGUUUGCCGUGAACAGCUAUAGCUUGUGCUUCGCCAGUUACAACCCUCGAGGGCACCAUUAAAGAACGGUGUUGUGAAGGACACCUUCGCGGCUAUCCGGGCGGCUGUCGUCAACGCGUCUCUCUGGUGAACGCGAAGGAGUGGAGAGCUGCGCUCAGCGAUCUCGGCCCCCGGAGUUCCGCCAGCGCAUCCCGGCCGGAGUAUACUGCGUCAUGCCGAUGCUGCAGGUUAAACGCGUGCUGGCGGACAUGCCGUACAGCCAGGUGUCGUGCGUGAACUGGAAGCGCAGCUGGCAGGUGACGGUGGCGCCGGACGUGAUACUGAAGGCGCCCGGCGCCCCCGACGUGGUUCCCAAGGCUCCGGUCAGCAUCCUGGUCAAGCGGGACAACAAGCCCCGCAAGAGCGGCCUUUGCGAGCAGUGCCUCAGCGAGUCCAAGCUCGUGGGAGGGAUCAAGCCUCGCACUCGCUACCGGAGCCGCUCCCUCUCGGCGUCGUCCACCGACAGCUACAGCUCGGCUUCUUACACAGACACGAGCUCCGAUGAUGAAGGCGUGUCACCUCGCGAGAAAGUCCAGAAGAAUUCCAAGGGCUUCAGCGACUUCUGCGUCAAGAACAUCUCUCAGGCGGCAUUUGGACGGCGCGAGAUCGAGAUUGCCGAGCAGGAGAUGCCUGGGAUCAUGGCUCUACGCAAACGAGCCGAGCAAGACAAGCCGCUCCAGGGUGCCAAGAUCGUCGGCUGCACACACAUCAAUGCUCAGACAGCCGUGCUGAUCGAGACACUGGUUGCACUCGGGGCGAGCGUGAGGUGGGCUCCAUGCAACAUCUACUCAACCCAGAAUGAAGUUGCAGCUGCUCUUGCUGAAGCAGACAUAUCUGUUUUUGCCUGGAAGGGCGAAUCGGAAGACGACUUCUGGUGGUGCAUAGACAGAUGUGUUCAUUCAGAAAACUGGCAGCCAAACAUGAUCCUGGAUGAUGGUGGUGAUGCGACACACCUUAUGCUCAAGAAAUAUCCGGCCAUGUUCAAGAUGAUCAAGGGCAUUGUUGAGGAGAGUGUGACAGGCGUGCACCGUCUGUACCAGCUCUCAAAGUCCGGCAGGCUCACUGUACCAGCCAUGAACGUCAACGACUCUGUCACUAAGACGAAGUUUGACAACCUCUACAGCUGCAGAGAAUCCAUCCUUGAUGCGCUCAAGCGGUCGACCGAUGUCAUGUUUGGCGGCAAGCAGGUCCUGGUGUGUGGUUACGGCGAAGUUGGGAAAGGCUGCUGCUCUGCCCUCAAGGGCAUGGGGGCCAUUGUGUAUGUCACCGAGAUCGACCCCAUCUGUGCCUUGCAAGCCUGCAUGGACGGCUUCCGUGUGGUAAAGAUUAACGAAGUGGUUCGCAAUCUUGACAUCCUCAUCACUGCCACUGGUAACAAGAAUGUGGUCCAGAGGGAGCACAUGGACAAGAUGAAGAACAGCUGCAUUGUCUGCAACAUGGGACACUCCAACACUGAGAUUGAUGUGCAAAGCCUGAGGACUCCUGAGCUGACCUGGGAGAAAGUUCGCUCCCAGGUAGACCACAUCAUCUGGCCAGAUGGAAAGCGCAUUGUGCUACUCGCUGAGGGACGUUUGGUGAACUUGAGCUGCUCCAGUAUCCCCUCCUUUGUGGUGUCCAUUACUGCGGCAACUCAAGCUUUGGCUCUAAUCGAGCUCUACAACGCCCCUCAUGGGCGCUACAAGAGCGACGUCUACCUGCUGCCCAAGAAGAUGGACGAGUACGUUGCCAGCCUCCACCUCCCGACAUUUGACGCCCAUCUGACUGAGCUGACGGAUGACCAGGCCAAAUACAUGGGCCUCAACAAGGCUGGGCCUUUCAAGCCCAACUAUUACAGGUAUUAACUGCUGUGUCGUCGCAUAGUAGAGCAAGGGAACAGCCGAGCAUUCCAGUGGGCACAGCCGGAACAAGGAAGGGAGGAAAGAAGCCUUGGAACGCACCUGACCGCAGAACAGAAAGGGAAACCCGCAUGUGUUGAAAAAGCAAAUGCGAAAGGAGCUACAACCAUAAGGGGUAGGGGGAGGUAAUAUCGGAACGGCUCAGCGAAAAGAGAGGGAGGAAGUGUAAAUCAAUACGUUCAUUUCCCUCUUGUACAUAGGCUAGACUCUCUCUCUUUUAGUGCCUGUUACGAGACAGUGAGAUACGUGAAUCGAUGACACUUCUCCCUCUUGUACAUAAACGCUUAUAGACUCUUAGUGCCUGUUCAAGAUGGCGAGAUAACCUUGCAGCUGAUAAUCCUAGUGGUUAUAUACAUACAGUGUUCUAGAAUGAGCACCGCACCAGCUUGGGAUGCAGCCCAACUGGUGUGCGGGCAUACAUUCUCACAUUGGCAUCCACUAACCGAAACAAGGCUGGGCCCCUCCUGCUUUUAAUUUUUGCUCCGGAUUUUUUACGCAGGAAGUGCAGCACCUUUGUUUUUCACACUUUGUGCAAGUUUUGUUGCAGCGGCUGCGCUUAACGCGAGGAUGUGACCACAAAGAAAGAAACUGGUGUGGUUGAUUGUGGCAGUCAGUCUUGGCCUUUCGUGAAGUGGUUUCAGCACCUUGUUUUCUAAACACCACGGUUCAUUACUGGCAGCAGUGAAUGGAUCUUUCUUCAUUAAAUGGUAAUCUUUGGAAGACAGAGUUAUACCUCACAUAAGUAUUCCAGUUACACAAGUAUGUACCAAGAGUACCUUUCUUUGUUCACUUAUCGUUUACUGCAUAGUACAUCCUUGUGUGUACAAUCUUUGUCAUUUAGCGUUAAUUUUUGCUUUAGCAACAAGCAAGUCUGUUACUUAGUGACUUAUCUAAAUGAUUGAAAGCAGCAGCUCUACUGCCUUUUGAGAGUUGCUACUACAGUAAAAGUGUGCUGCGAAGUCUUAACUCUACUGCCAGCGUAGUGUCAUUGCGAUUUCCUUAAACUUUCAUUCGUUCACUAGCUGGCUGUUGAAGAAUCGCUUUCAUUGGACCUGAGCCUAAGAAUUGGUAUUGAUCUGUUAGGAAAAAUAGUUAUGAUUUGUACGGUGCUAGUGCUUAACCAUUUCUGAGCUGCUUGGACAAAACUUAAAAGAACAUCACACAUUUAUUGUGCAACACUUGCCAGAAGUAUUAUUUACCUUGGCAGGCAAACGGUGUUGAAUUUGCAGCAUGCAUUAUCCAGUUGAGCAGCUCUAUCAGCGAGUUUUGUCCCAAGUGGAUGAUUAGUGGAUAAGGAGGAUAUGAGUGGAUGAUGAGCAUUGGCUUUUGUGCAGCAGGUUCCGUGCCCCAGUGCAUGUCCUUUCCCAAGUAGUCAUGGAGAGGCCUCAGUUAUGAAUAUUAGCAUGACUCAAAUAAUUUGUGGAACGAUAAAGCACACAUCAAUAGAUGCAAUUUGCAUGGAUGGGGGAGCCAUAUAUGGCAGCUGUCAAGCUAUAGCUGAAGUUUGCGAAAUGUCUGCAGCUGCCAGAUACAGACGUCAGUGGACAUGUACCAAAGAGGCCCAAAAAAAGAACACAAUGUCGUAGCUUACCAGCAACUUUCGGGGCCGGCCCUUGAAAUGCAUCGGUUUGGAAAGAAGAAAGGCAGGCAUGAAGUGUAAUAAGAGUUGCACAUCUUUUGCAAUCAUCUUAAUGUUGAGCAUGAUAAUUGGUUAUUUGGCUCUUUUUGGAGCAGGCACUUAUGUACGUCCAGUUCUGACAUCCUGAUAAACUUGCCUGUCAUUGAGAACUUCUUUUGCUAAGGUUUCUAUUAUCUCUUUAGUUUUGCUGGAUGCACAGAAUGCAGUGGAAAUGCAUCCUUUCAAUCCACACUCUAACCAAUUUGGAGAGAGACCAGGCAAUAGCAUUGUGCCCAUUAUCAAGAAUGUCAUAUAUCAUAGAAACAAAACGUGCAUUUCACAAACAGUCUAACAUAAUGGCCUGCCUGUAGUUCGCUAGUGCCUUGGUAUGCAAUUUUAACCUUUGCGAAUGUAGUGCCCUGUUAUUAAUGGCUGUUCCCACCGCUGCUCACUGCUCGAAACUGUGCUAGAGAUUCUGGGUGUUCCCCCACCCCCUGAUUCUCAGAAAAUGAAAUUUUGAUGUGGCAGGCCUGCUGGUAGUCUGGCCCUUACGUUCUGAGCCUUUAGUUUUAUUUGCCAAGCUUAUGCUCUGCCCCCGAGAUGUUUCCGUUUUCAAAGCCAUUCGCUACGGAUUGAACUGUUGCGAGAACGUGGCAUAGGGCAUCCAUAAAAACGAGACUUGUGAAGGGGUGCUUGCUGCUUUCGGGGUGGGUCAUUAGUCGCUAAACAUGCAUUUAGCUCUUCUGAACAUGAUGCCAGCAGUGCAUAGGGUCCUCAAGCGAUCGAUAGAACUUAGCUGCCCGUUGCACAUCCAAGCAUGUUUUGUUCUUGCUGGUUCGAAGAGCUGAACUUGGGAGGGGGGUUUUCUGAGCUUUUGCUUCUUCUUCACCACUGCAUUUUUUUUUAUUUUUUGACAGUCCGUGCCAUUUUGUCGCGAGUGUGUGAGACUCCUCAUUCUGUCAAAUCUUCUUCAGUGUAGAAACCAACAUCUGGCCCCACAUCUGUUAACAGUUUUGUCAUUUUCAAUGCUGUUAUAUACACCUUCGCUAGGGUGGCCAGAGCUUUCUGUUUUUGAAUUGUCCUGAUUGAUCUAUAGUGGCCAUACCACGUUCGUUCACGGCAUUAUGUAGUCAUGCUUUGCUAUCUAGCUUCAUUGAAGUGUUAUCUAUAUUAUCUUUGUAUACAUGAAUGCAUACCGAGCAAGCGCAACACAACAUUCCCGUGUGACAGGAAGGCAGCAUAGCUCUGAGGUUUGUCUUAACCACCUUCUGCCAUGCCCUUUGUGUCUUAGACUACUUAGAAAGUAGAGCUGUGCGAAUACUGCUUUAAGUUUAAAUUGUGUGCGAGUGAAGUAGCAGAGCAAAACACGAGGUGUCAGUAAAAUCACUGACCCACGCUUUACAUCCAACUGUAAUUUUUAAAAUUUACCCUCAGAAUGUAACAUCCGCUUACUGGUGGCUGCUGUGGCAUCUAUACUGCUUGCUUCUUGAGGUUCAUCAUUAGGAGUGUUUGUUAUCUGCACUCAUAUGUUGCAUUAAAAAUGAAGUAAUAUUUGGGCUACAUUUAACUUUUGUUUCACAAUGAAAUUAUUUCUGUGGUGCUUGCAUUACCUUGCUAUUCGUCGGACGCCUGAUUAGUACACACUCUAACUACCUGGUGAUUUUGAUGUUCAUAUUAGAACCUACGUCACCUAUAAUUGCUUCUCAAUAUUUCAUUUUCUACUUAUUCGCACAGGCCUACUUGAAAGAUUUAAACAAUUUAUGCUCUUAGCAGGUUGCAUAACAUAUAAGGGGCCUUUUUGCUGUCUCAAUGCAUGUUCUGCCUUGUGUUGGGAUGGAAAGUGUGGCGUGCCCCAGUGAUUCUCUGAUGUCCACACGGGGCUUUCAGUUGUGCAGCAUAUUGUAUUUGCAAUUUGUCAUUCCCGUUGACUAAGACACACUCCUUGCAUUUAAAUGAAUUCAAUGCAUAAAGAUUCUGAGAAAAUUUGGAGACAGUAAAACGUCUUGCUAUGAUUUGGAAGAUUUUCUUUCUCUCUCUCUUUUUUUUAUCCCCAUGAAAUUUGUGACUGUAAAUCUGGUAUGUUGGUUCAGUCUUACAUUUCUUUGCUUUGUGUCUUCAUCGCUGAUGAACGUCUUGCCUUUAACCCCCUCCGUGUUUCUAUUUUUGUUUGGCAGUUGCAACAAAUAUAUAUUUUUUUACGCUGUUGAAAUGUUUCAGCAUUGAAAACGUAGUAUAGCACCAGAAAUGCAAAUUACUUGAAAAAAAUAUCGCUGCUACUGCCUCUUGUGUUUGUUUAGUUUGGGCAUACGCCAAAGUUUGACCAAUUGGAGGAGUUCCACUGUGUUCCUUGGUACAAUAUUGCUGCAUUUUUCACUCGUAAGAGCAGAAGUGCAAUUAAUCAUAACUAGAAUUACGAUGACAUGCAGUUGUAGCCAUCAUCUUUCACGUGUUGGAUGCGUGCACGACACGUAUCUGGACUGGCAGCCCUCAGUAUGGUGCUGCCCUGUAUGAUGAACAUUUAAAACAGAUGGGGUGAGCCCUGUGUGAAACAUGCUAGAAAGUGUGCGUAAUCAAGAUUUGCUCAUCCUGAGUAGUUAUAAGUAAAAUUGCACAGACAUGAUCAGUUAGUUCAAGACACGGAGGGGUUAAUGUGCAGAAGCUGAACUAAAGAAUUGGGAACAGUGUGCAGAUGCUGCUUAUGUACAAGUUGUAUGAAAUUGACGUUUGUAAAUUGUAAGUUUGGCUGCUGAGAUGCUUUCCAGGCUGCCAUGGCAAUGCUUUAAAAGACUGCCAUUCUAGUUUGCUGAUUAUACAUCUGAUUUUUUUUCAGCACUUAGUCCUUUGCAGCUGCACCUGUGCUGUUCUGGUGUUCAAAUACACAUUUGUAGAUUGGAAGUUGUCAUGGCAUAGUGUCAUUUUUAUUGUGACUAGGACAAAAAUUUGAGCUGCAGUACUAUAUUCAGUUAAUGGGAGCUCAGUACUCAUCAGAAUGCUGUCUUCUGUAGUGAUAUUCAGAAAGAUCAGCCAUAUAACCCCUUAUCAUAUAGCAGGCUGUAACUCUGUGCAAAGUAGAUGCAUACAGCCCCUGAGUUUCAUGUUUACAUUAAGCUUUAUACACACUGCUUUCUGCUUUUAUGUACUAUGAUUUGCAUUUGCUUUCUGCAAGGCUAGCUGCUUUAAUGCAUCCCAUUGUUUUGGUGUUGUCGGUGCCAUUGUCCACUGCUUUUCUUGCUAUUGAUUGGUGCAAGCAUUUUGGUGCAAGUGUUGUGGGAGUGAUUCUGCUGGAAAUGAGUUUGAGAUGCCUUUUCACUGCUGUUUGUGUUUACUUUAGCCUACUUUUCGUGGGAAAUCUUUCACAGAGACAAUGAUGUCUGCAGAGACAGAAGGGCUUCUGCAGCUUGCGAAGAGCUGUUGCUCAAAAGUGCUAGGUUGGUGUCAUAUGGAGACAACAUCUUGAGAAGCAUUGGGAGCUCUUCUGCGGCAGUUUGCUGAUAGAGAGAUGGGAGAGAAUGGAAAGCAGACGCAGGAUUUGAAACUUCACCCGAACUCUGGUUUCCACACCUUUCAUUUGUUGUAGUUUUUGUUGUCUGGUUGCUCUGCUUACGCCUUCCUUUUUGUCUUCUGUAUGUUGUAACACUAUAUUGUUUUUUGAUAGUAAAAUAUUGUUUUUCAAUAUGA